Biomphalaria glabrata is the source of this 15239-nucleotide messenger RNA. Its product is annotated as dynein axonemal heavy chain 5-like. Gene Ontology annotation, molecular function: dynein light intermediate chain binding; dynein intermediate chain binding; ATP binding. The coding region runs from base 599 to 14449 and encodes 4616 amino acids. Lineage: Eukaryota; Metazoa; Mollusca; Gastropoda; Planorbidae. Gene Ontology annotation, cellular component: dynein complex. Gene Ontology annotation, biological process: microtubule-based movement. The record is from RefSeq and is a predicted model, not a curated record. The transcript is spliced from 85 exons.
AAAUAAUAGAGCCUACAGAAUUAAAAAUAAAUAGUCUAACAUAAAAAUAUGACAAAUGUAGUUAGAUCGACAUGUUUUUUAUAUAAAGGAUCUAGUCACAAUUAGAAUUACAACUAUUAUUUUAAAUCUAGGCCUCAUUUGAAAAGUUAACACUCAACACUGGCAACACGAAUACCAGACUAAAGCUCAUAUAAUACUUGAAAUACUGCGUCAGUGCGUGAGGUAAACUGUAGCAGGGCGCCCGCCGCGAGAGAUCAAACUCGUCUGGAAUAAUUCAAUAAAUAAUCGGAUUAGCGGACCGUGGCGACUUGCAUAGAAACGAGUAGAUCUACAUGGUUAGACAGCCAAAAAGACAGUUGCAAUGGCUCUUGUAUAACCAUGUUUUUUUUAAAAGGUUAUUUGAGGUAGACUUGACUCUUGAGCCAGGAGAAAGAAUAAAACACUAUGAGUAUGAUGAACUAGAAUAUAGAUAGAAAUAAUAAUUAGAAUCUAUAGGUAAUACUAUAGAUCUAGUUAAAAAUAUAGAUCAAGUCGGUAGUAUAUAAUAAUUUAAAUCUAUAUUGUCUGGGAAAUAAAUCACAAACUAUAAGUUCUAAGAAUGUCCGAACCCAGUGAUCCAGUUUCAACAGAUGCAGAUGGUGAUAGCAAAGAUGAAGUUGUCAGCGAAAAGGAAGCCAAUAGGAGAGACAGUCCAAAACCAGACACGAUGGAUAAUGAAAUAGCACCACCACUAAUAAGUAAAGAAGCUGAUCAAGACAUUGAUAAAGAUGAUAAAACUGAAAAGAAAACUGGAGGCAAGGCUGCCCCCAUGAAACCUAAGCCUGCUGCUUCUGCUAAUGGCGACAUAAAAUUGACCAAAGCUAGCAAGGAUGAGCGACGCAUGGAGAUGGAUGCUCGCCAUAAAUAUCUGGUACAGCAACUUGCAACAGCACUCAACCUGGACACAUCAGUUGUUGAGGAGUUUAUAGUAUCAGAUGACAGAUUUGAUAUGAUAAGUGAAUUUUUCAAGGCUGAUGGCUCACGUAAAAUAAUGUUUUUCUAUCAAGAUGUUAAUAGAGGUAGUGCUGAGAAAAAGAAAUUGUUCAUUACACCAGGUGAUGCUGAAGGUCUGAAUGGCAUCUGCUUAUUCUUCUUGAGGACAACAACAAAAGCCAUCACUCCUGCAAAUAUCCCUCAAGAGGUCAACUUUGGAACUUUGGACUGCACUGGUGGGAAAAUCCUGGCAGGAUUUGAAAAACAUUUGUCUAAGAUUAUCCUUCCAUCACUCAAAUCAUUAGAGACUUGGGGCACUCUCUCCAAAGAGAAUGGUACCUUGACACAAGUGGAAGAUUUUUUGGAAUACCUGGAGAAGUUUGUGACAAGUCUCAUGUCUGCUCUUAAAAACAUGGAAGGGCAAAUUAUCUUGCAAGAAAAUGGCCAAAGUUCUAUCAUUGACCACAUAAAAACACCAUCAGACUACCAGGAUGCUGCAAGUAACACAGAACACUUAGAGAAAUUGGAAGAACUUUUAGCUUUCUGGUCCAAACAAAUAGAACAAGUUCUGGCAGAGAGUGAACAGAUGAGAAGAGAGGCAGAUGAUAUUGGGCCUACAGCAGAACUUGCAUACUGGAAAACUAGGAUGGCCAAAUUUAACAAUCUUUUGGAACAAAUGAAGAGUCCCAGGGUCAAGGCUGUUGUUGGAGUAUUGCAAGUUGCCAAAUCUAAAACUUUAAAACAUUGGAAAUAUUUGGAUGGUCGAAUCACUGAUGCUGCUAAUGAGGCCAAAGACAAUGUCAAAUAUUUGUACACACUGGAAAAAUUUUUUGGACCUCUUGUUAAGUGUACUCCAGCCUCAAUGGUGGAGCACAUUCCAAGUCUGAUGAAUGCCAUCAGGAUGAUAUACAGCAUCUCUCAGUACUACAACACAUCAGAGCGCAUGACCUCACUUUUUGUCAAAGUCACCAACCAAAUGAUCACAACAUGUAAAGCUUACAUUUAUCAAGGCGUCACAAAAGUCUGGGAGCAUCCUAAAGAGGAACUAAUAAAAAGGCUGGAUGAAUGCAUUAAUUUGAACCAUGAACAUCAGCGCCAGUUUCAGAAAACAAAAGAAAAACUGAAAGAGACACCCAAUGAGAGACAGUUUGAAUUCAGUGAAAACUACAUAUUUGGUAAGUUCGAUACUUUCUGCAAACGUCUGGAGAAAAUCAAAGACAUGGUGAACACAAUGGAACAGUUCUCUGGCCUGCCCAGCAUCAAGAUAGAAGGCAUUGACACCAUAGUUGUCAGGUAUAAAACUAUUGUGGAGACUACCAAGAAAAAAGGCUACGACAUUUUGGACCACAGGAAAGGGGAGUUUGACAAUGACUAUGUUGAGUUUAAAACCCAGAUUGAAAAUUUGAGAAGUUCAAUUCAAUCCUUUGUUGAUGCUUGGUUUUCUAAAUCUCUUAGUACAGAAAAAGCUUUGGAACUCCUGGACAAAUUUGAAGCAAUCAGUGCUGCCCAACUGGACCUGACAGAGAAGUACAUGCGUGUUAUGAUGGCUUAUGGUCGUGACCUUGAAUCUAUUCGCAAAGUCUAUCAGAAGCAUAAGAGUGACCCACAAAUUCCCAGAAAUCUACCCCCCAUUGCAGGAAAAAUUGCCUGGGCUAGACAGUUGUACAGAAAGAUUGAGACUCCAAUGAAAAUCUUCAAAAACAAACCAGAAAUUUUGAAGAAUUCAGAAUCAAAGAAAAUUAUCAGAAACUUUAAUAAAAUGGCUGGUGUUCUUAUGGAGUAUGAGAUGCUGUACCACAGAGGAUGGUAUAGAGCAGUCGAAGCUGCCAAAGCUGGACUCCAUGCAUCCCUCCUUAUCAAACAUCCUGAAACAAAUGAACUCUUUGUUAAUUUUGACAUACAAAUUAUGGAACUGGCUCAAGAAGCUAAAUGGUUGCAGAUAAUGAAUCUUGAUGUUCCGGAUGCUGCUAAAGAACUUAUUGUUAAAGAAGAAAGUCUCAAGGUUAACCAUGUGGCUUUGACUGAGAUGUUAGUUGAGUACCAACGUGUGCUUCAAGCUAUCCCCCAAGUUCUUCUGUCACUGAUGAAACCUUUCCAGAAGAGAGUGGAUGAAGCCAUAAAGCCAGGGAUCACAACUCUGACCUGGACAUCAUUGAAUGUGGAUACAUACAUUAAAGAAAUCUAUGAGACUAUGAGAGAUCUGGAAAAGUUGUCAAAAACAGUGAAAGACAUCCUGGAUUGUAGGAUUGAGGCAGUGCUAGAAGACAUGUCAAUAACUGCCCUUUGUGACCUGCCAGAAGAGGAGCCAGUCACAGCAGAUAAAUUUUUGCAGAUGACAACUGACAUUGUUCAGUCAGCUGCUGAAUCACUGGCCAGCCAAAGUCAGCUAGUAGAGAAAGCUGUGAAUGAACUUGUGGACACUCUAAAGGCUCACCUUCCUGUUGAAGAGCGUGUAGGUAUAUCAGCAGAUGAAGGCUAUCAGUGUGUGCAGCCUGACACUAAAAACAAAAAGCUGCGCUGCCAGGAGUGUCUGCCAUGUUCCUACUAUACUUUCUUGAACAUUUACACUCAGAAAAACACAGAAGCUUUGGUCAAAUGCACACGACUAACUUUGGAUGCCAUCAAGCGCAGACUUCAGUCCAAUCGGUACAUUAUUGGGGAUGAAUCUCGUGAAGAGUUCAAGCCUCCACUGUUCCGUGUGGAUGUGGUUUUGGAAAUUCCUAAUGUUAUGAUCAGGCCAAACCUUGAUGAGCUACAGCAUGCACUGACCAAAGGUGUACAGAUCAUCCUGAAGGCUUCAGAAAACAUGGACAUUUGGGAUCAUCAAGUCUUACAGCAGAGACAACUUCAGAAGGAAUUGGAGUUGCAAGCAUUAGAAGAAAAAGAUGAAGGAGCCAAACUUAUGCCAACUGUGAGUCAAGCUAAACCACUUCAUAAGGUGAUAGGAGAGCAUAAAGACAUUGCCAAGAUUGCUAUACAGCUAAGUUCAAUUAUCAGCACCUUCAAAGGAGAUGUGCAAGAAUCUUUGGACAACUUCACUGGCUACUCAGAGCUUUGGACACAGGACCCAGAGACUAAAGUCAAAGAGUUUAUGAGCACUAACCCAAUUCUGUCAGAGAUUGAGGCUCAGAUCAAAUAUUAUCAGAAAUUGGAAAUGAAUAUUGAGGAAAUGGUUCCUUCAUUUAGAGUUGGCUCUGUAAUCUUCCUAACUGAACAACUAAAGUUGGCCCUAGUGACAGAGACUAGGAACUGGAUGAUGGCUUAUGCCAAAGCUUUGAAUGAAAAGUGCAGCAGAGAAAUGGAUUCCAUCAAUGACUUUGUUGACAACCUGAUGAAGCGCUUGUCGAGACCUAUCAAAGAUCUCGAUGAUGUCAGGGCUGCUAUGGCAGCAUUGAAUGAAAUUAGAGACAAUGAGAUCCGCAUAGACUUGACAAUAACACCUAUUGAGGAAACUUAUGCUCUGCUUAACAAAUACAACAUUUUCUUUAAUGAUGGCAAUGCUGAGAGAGUGGAUUCCUUAUCUUACGGAUGGAAAAAACUUUCUGCUCAGGCUGUAUCCAUGCAAGAGAACCUGCUUCUUAUUCAGCCAGCAUUUAAGGCAGAUCUUCUGUCUGGUGUGGAGCAGUUUAUUCAAGACAGUAAUGAGUUCACUGCUUCGUAUGACAAAUGUGGCCCUAUGGAAGAUGGUAUCCCCCCAAGAGAGGCCUCUGACCGCCUCAACAUUUAUCAGGCUCGUUUUGAUGAGCUUUGGCGCAAGUACACCACCUACUCUGGCGGUGAAGAACUUUUUGGCCUUCCACUGACAGAAUACCCAGACCUAAUGAGAAUCAAGAAAGAGCUGAAUCUGCUGCAGAAACUCUACCAGCUGUACAAUACAGUCCUGGAGAAUGUCAAUGGUUACUAUGACAUUGCCUGGGCGGAAAUCAACAUUGAGAAAAUCAAUUCAGAACUUUUGGACUUUCAAAACAGAUGUCGCAAACUGCCCAAGGCCUUAAAAGAAUGGCAAGCCUAUGAAGAUUUGAGGAAGACUAUUGAUGAUUUUAAUGAAACCUGUCCACUGCUUGAGAUGAUGGCUAACAAGGCCAUGCAGCAGCGUCACUGGGAACGUAUUGCACAGAUCACUGGCCACACUUUUGAUGUGGAGUCUGAGAACUUUUUGCUUCGAAACCUGAUGGAAGCACCUUUACUGAAGUUUAAAGAAGAUAUUGAGGAUGUGUGUAUUUCUGCUGUAAAAGAAAAAGACAUUGAAGCUAAACUAAAACAAGUCAUCAACGACUGGAGUGCUCAAAAUUUCCAAUUUGGCAACUUCAAAUCAAGAGGAGAACUUCUUCUAAAGGGUGAUACAACAUCUGAGACAGUAGCUCUAAUGGAAGACAGUUUGAUGGUGCUGGGAGCUUUGCUAAGUAACAGGUACAAUGCUCCAUUCAAACCCAAAAUUCAAGAAUGGGUUCAGAAGUUGACUGGAACAACAGAAAUCAUAGAAAACUGGCUGAUUGUACAGAAUCUCUGGAUCUAUUUAGAGGCUGUCUUCGUUGGGGGAGAUAUUGCUAAACAAUUGCCACAGGAAGCAAAGAGGUUCAGCAACAUUGACAAAUCCUGGCAGAAAAUUAUGCAAAGGGCCCAUGAGAACUCUAAUGUGGUAGGUUGCUGUGUGGGGGAUGACACCCUCAGCCAGCUGCUACCUCACCUCCUGGAACAGCUUGAGAUCUGUCAGAAGUCACUCACAGGUUAUCUAGAGAAGAAAAGGUUGCUGUUCCCAAGGUUUUUCUUCGUGUCAGAUCCAGCCUUGCUUGAAAUCCUUGGUCAGGCCAGUGACUCUCACACUAUUCAGAAUCACUUACUUAGUGUGUUUGACAAUACUCGCCUUGUGACCUUUGAUGAAAAAGUGUAUGACAAAAUUCUGGCAAUUAACUCACAGGAAGGAGAAAAAAUAGAUCUGGAUGAAUCUGUUAAUGCACAGGGAAAUGUAGAGCAGUGGCUUGGCGAUCUGCUGAGAAUAGGUCGCAGGUCACUCCAUGGUAUUAUCAAGAUGGCUGCUGUCACUAUUCAGGAUCAGGGUUUCAAUCUCUUAGAGUUUGAGAAUACCUUUCCAUCACAGGUUGGUCUGUUGGGUAUCCAGAUGAUAUGGACUAAGGAUUCUGAAGACGCUUUAAACAGUGCCAGGUCAGACAAGAAGAUUAUGGCCAACACUAAUCAGAAGUUUCUGGACAUGUUAAACCUACUGAUUGACCAGACGACCAAGGACUUAACCAAGAUGGAAAGGACAAAGUAUGAGACCCUCAUCACAAUCCAUGUUCACCAGAAGGACAUUUUUGAUGAUUUGGUGCGCAUGCAUGUCAAGUCUGUGACUGACUUUGAGUGGUUGAAACAGUCCAGGUUCUACUACAAAGAAGACACUGACUCCUGCCUCAUCUCUAUCACUGAUGUUGAUUUUACUUACAUGAUGGAGUUCUUGGGCUGUACAGACAGAUUGGUCAUCACACCGCUCACUGACAGAUGUUACAUCACACUUGCUCAAGCCCUGGGCAUGGCUCUUGGUGGUGCCCCAGCUGGUCCUGCUGGUACUGGUAAGACAGAGACAACUAAAGAUAUGGGCAGAUGUCUUGGCAAAUAUGUUGUGGUCUUCAACUGUUCGGAUCAGAUGGACUACAGAGGUUUGGGUAGGAUCUACAAAGGUUUGGCCCAAUCUGGAUCCUGGGGAUGUUUUGAUGAGUUCAAUCGUAUUGAACUUCCUGUCUUGUCUGUGGCUGCUCAACAAAUAGCUAUAGUUCUUCAGUGCAAGAAGGAGAGAAAGACUCAGUUUAUCUUUACAGAUGGUGAUAAUGUUGAUCUCGAUCCAGAGUUUGGUCUUUUCUUAACCAUGAACCCUGGCUAUGCUGGUCGUCAAGAGUUGCCAGAAAACUUAAAGAUCAAUUUCAGAACUGUGGCCAUGAUGGUCCCUGACAGAGCCAUCAUCAUCCGUGUCAAAUUGGCUAGUUGUGGGUUUUUACAAAACAUAGUGCUGGCCAAAAAGUUCUACACACUGUACAAGCUUUGUGAGGAGCAGCUAUCCAAACAGGUUCACUAUGACUUUGGUUUGCGUAACAUUCUGUCUGUGCUGAGAACCUUGGGGGCCUUCAAGAGAGCCAACCCAGAAGAUGGUGAGCCAAUGAUUGUGAUGAGAGUCCUCAGGGACAUGAACUUGUCUAAACUGGUAGAUGAGGAUGAGCCAUUGUUUAUGUCUCUCAUUGAGGAUCUGUUCCCUGGCAUGACCCUGGACAAGGCUGGAUAUCCUGAGAUGGAAGCAGCUAUCGAACGCAAGGUGACAGAAGCUGGUCUUAUCAACCAUGGCCCUUGGAUUCUGAAACUGAUUCAGCUGUAUGAGACUCAGCGUGUGCGUCAUGGAAUGAUGACACUAGGACCUAGUGGCGCUGGUAAGACCUGCUGCAUUCACACUUUGAUGAAGUCCAUGACUGAAUGCGGCACCCCACACAAGGAAAUGAGGAUGAACCCCAAGGCCAUUACAGCCCCCCAGAUGUUUGGCCGUCUUGAUGUGGCCACCAAUGAUUGGACAGAUGGUAUAUUCUCAACCCUGUGGAGGAGGACCCAUAAAACAAAGAAGGGUGAACAUGUCUGGCUAGUGCUGGAUGGCCCUGUUGAUGCAAUCUGGAUUGAGAACCUUAACUCUGUCUUGGAUGAUAACAAGACCUUGACAUUGGCCAAUGGUGAUCGUAUACCCAUGGCACCAAACUGUAAAAUUAUCUUUGAGGUCCACAACAUUGACAAUGCCUCGCCAGCCACAGUAUCACGUAACGGCAUGGUCUUCAUGUCCAGCUCUGUGUUAGACUGGAACCCAAUAUUAAAAGGUUGGCUGCUCAAAAGACCUCCACAACAACAAGAUUCAAUCUACUCAGCAUUUGAAUCAGUUUUCUCCAGACUUUAUUUGUUUGUCACACAAAACUUGGAGCCAAAGAUGGAGGUGUUAGAAUGUAAUUACAUUCGCCAAGCAAUUGAUCUGCUAGAAGGUCUACUUCCUGGUGGAGAGGAUCCUAAAGACAUCACAACUGAACAUACCAAAAGACUUAUAGUUUUUGCACUUAUGUUUUCUGUUGGAGCUCUUCUUGAGUUGGAAGACAGAAAAAAGAUGCAGGAAUGGCUUCAGCAAAACUGUAACCUGCCAUUACCAAAACUGAACAAUGAUGACACAAUCUAUGAGUAUGUUGUUAGUGAAACUGGAGAGUGGGAACACUGGAAGUCAAGGGUUCCUGAAUAUGAGUAUCCCAUCGACUCUACUCCAGAGUACACUUCUAUCCUCGUGCCCAAUGUUGACAAUGUGAGAACUGAUUUCUUGAUCAAGACCAUAGCCAAGCAAGGCAAAGCUGUCUUACUCAUUGGUGAACAGGGAACUGCCAAGACUGUCAUGGUGCAAGGUUACUGCAACAAAUUUGAUCCUGAGGAACAUGUCUUCAAGAGUUUCAACUUUUCCAGUGCAACCACUCCCAUGAUGUUUCAGAGAACCAUUGAGAGCUAUGUUGACAAGAGAAUGGGGACAACAUAUGGACCACCAGCUGGCAAGAAAAUGACAGUGUUUGUAGAUGACAUCAACAUGCCUGUAAUCAAUGAAUGGGGUGAUCAGGUGACAAAUGAAAUCACCAGACAGAUGAUGGAAUACAAAGGAUUUUACAACUUGGAAAAACCUGGCGAGUAUACCAAUCUAGUAGAUGUUCAGAUGAUUGCAGCCAUGAUUCAUCCUGGUGGUGGCCGCAAUGACAUCCCUCAGAGGCUAAAGCGUGCCUUUAACAUCUUCAACUGCACUCUGCCAUCAAAUGCCUCCAUUGACAAGAUUUUCAACACAGUUGGCCUUGGUCAUUUCAUAAAGGAAAGGGGUUUCUCUAAUGAAGUGCAUGAGCUGGUCAAGAUGUUAGUACCAGCUACCAGACAUUUGUGGCAGAAAACUAAAGUAAAAAUGUUACCAACUCCAGCCAAGUUUCAUUAUGUGUUCAACUUGAGAGAUUUAUCUAGGAUCUGGCAAGGCAUGCUCAAAACAAUUAGUGAAGUGGUGUCGAACACAGGAGUUCUAAUGUCCUUAUGGAAACAUGAGGCCACCAGAGUUAUUGCUGAUCGCUUCACAGAAACAACUGACAAGGAAUGGUUUGAGAAGAUGAUCAAACAGAUUGCUGAAGAAGACUGUGGUGGUGCCAUGGCCAGUGCUAUGGAUGCUGAGCCUUACUUUGUAGAUUUCUUGAGAGAUGCCCCUGAACCUACAGGAGAGGAAGCAGAAGAUGCUGACCUUGAAGCUCCAAAAAUCUAUGAACCAAUCCCAAGUCUAGAGGCUUUAGCAGAGAAACUUCAGCAGUACCAAGCAGGCUACAAUGAAACCAUCAGAGGAAGUGGAAUGGAUCUUGUAUUUUUCAAGGAUGCCAUGACAAACCUGAUUAAAAUAUCUCGCAUCAUCCGCACACCACGUGGACAUGCGCUACUGGUUGGUGUCGGAGGCUCAGGCAAACAAAGUUUAACAAGAUUGGCAUCAUUCAUUGCUGGCUAUUCAACUUUCCAGAUUACUCUGACAAGGUCCUAUAACACAAGCAAUUUACUGGAAGACCUGAAAAAUCUGUACAGGAGAGCUGGCCAAACUGGCAAAGGUGUCACUUUCCUUUUUACUGACAAUGAAAUUAAAGAUGAAGCUUUCCUUGAAUAUAUGAACAAUAUUUUAUCAUCUGGAGAGGUGUCUGGUCUGUUUGCUCGUGAUGAAAUGGAUGAAAUAUUGCAAGAGCUGAUAGCAGUGAUGAAAAGAGAACAUCCUCGCAGGCCACCCACCAAUGAAAACUUGUAUGACUACUACCUGUCACGUGUCAGAGAGAACCUUCACGUUGUUCUUUGUUUCUCACCAGUGGGAGAGAAGUUCCGCAACCGCUCUCUCAAGUUUCCAGGUCUGAUCUCUGGAUGCACCAUGGACUGGUUCCAAAGAUGGCCUAAAGAUGCUUUGAUUGCAGUGUCCAACCACUUCUUGUCAUCCUUUGACAUUACCUGUACACCCACUGUCAAGACUGCUGUUGUUAAUACAAUGGGAUUGUUCCAGGACCUGGUAGCAGAGAUGUGUGUUGAAUACUUCCAGAGGUUCCGUCGCCAGACACAUGUCACUCCCAAGUCUUACCUUUCAUUUAUUGCUGGCUAUAAAGUCAUUUACAAGGAGAAGAAAGAAGAAAUUGGACUUUUAGCGCAUAGAAUGAACACAGGUCUUGAGAAGCUGAUUGAGGCCACAGAAUCUGUGAAUGAACUCAGUAAAGAAUUGGCAGUCAAAGAAAAGGAGCUUGCUGUUGCCUCUAAGAAAGCUGACCAAGUCUUGGCAGAGGUCACAGUGAAAGCUCAGGCUGCUGAGAAGGUUAAGGCUCAAGUGCAGAAGGUCAAAGAUAAAGCUCAGGCCAUCGUAGAUUCUAUUUCUGUGGAUAAGGCAGCAGCAGAAGAGAAACUGGAAGCUGCUCGACCAGCUCUAGAAGAAGCAGAAAAUGCUCUGUCUACAAUCAAACCAGCCCACAUCUCUACUGUGCGUAAGCUGGCUAAACCUCCACAUUUAAUCAUGAGGAUUAUGGAUUGUUGUCUUUUGUUGUUCCAGAGGAGACUGGAUCCAGUCACUCAAGAUCCAGAGAGGAACUGUGUCAAACCAUCUUGGAGUGAAGCGCUGAAACUAAUGAACUCUGCUAACUUUUUAGGUCAACUUCUCAACUUCCAGAAAGACACUAUUAAUGCAGAAACUGUUGAGUUGCUAGAAGUGUAUCUCACUCAGGAGGACUACAACUUUGAUAAUGCCAAGAAAGUCUGUGGAGAUGUGGCUGGUCUCUGCUCCUGGACAUCAGCCAUGUCCUUCUUCUACAGCAUUAAUGUUGAGGUCUUGCCUCUGAAGGCUAAUCUCAUCAAACAAGAAGCUAGGCUGAAUGCAGCCAAUGCAGAUUUAGCUCAAGCUCAGGCUCAACUGGAUGAAAAACAGAAAGAACUUGAUGAGGUUCAGGCCUUGUUUGAUGCAGCCAUGGCAGAAAAACAGGCUUUGAUGGAUGAUGCUGAAGCUUGCCGUAGAAAGAUGAACAAUGCUGAAGCUCUAAUCAAUGGUCUGUCUGGAGAGAAGAUCAGAUGGACAGAGGCCAGCAAGACUUUUGAAGCACAGAUCCAGAGACUUGUUGGUGAUGUCCUUCUUGCCACAGGUUUCUUGUCCUACACAGGACCAUUCAACCAAGAAUUCCGCAAUCUGAUGUUACGAAACUGGAAGAAAGAAAUGCAAGCUGUCAAAAUACCAUUUAGUGAUGAUCUGAACAUCAUCUCUAUGUUAGUGCUAAACACAACCAUCUCAGAGUGGAACCUUCAGGGACUGCCCAAUGAUGAACUCUCUAUUCAGAAUGGUCUUAUUGUCACCAAGGCUUCCAGAUAUCCUCUGCUGAUUGAUCCACAAGGUCAAGGUAAAGCUUGGAUCAAAAACAAGGAGGGCAGCAAUGAGCUGCAGAUAACAUCACUCAACCAGAAAUACUUCCGCUCACAUCUAGAAGAUGCUCUGUCUUUGGGUCGCCCUCUGCUUAUUGAAGAUGUUGGUGAAGAGUUGGACCCAGCACUAGACAAUGUCCUUGAGAAAAAUUUUAUUAAAUCUGGAUCAACAUUCAAGGUGAAAGUUGGUGACAAAGAAGUGGAUGUCAUGAAAGGUUUCAGACUUUACGUUACCACAAAGUUAGGUAACCCAGCAUACACACCAGAAGUGUCUGCCAGAACAUCCAUUAUUGAUUUCACUGUCACUAUGAAAGGUCUUGAGGAUCAGUUGCUGGGUAUUGUCAUCUUAACAGAAAAACAGGAACUAGAAGCAGAACGCACUAGUUUGUUGGAAGAAGUUACCAGUAACAAAAGGAAGAUGAAAGAACUGGAAGACAACCUUCUGUACAGGUUAACUUCUACUCAGGGCUCGCUGGUAGAAGAUGAAUCACUGAUUGAGGUAUUGAAAGUUACCAAAAUAACAGCAGAAGAAGUCAGUGAAAAACUGGCCAUUGCUGCAGACACUGAGACCAAGAUUAAUACUGCCAGAGAAGAGUUUAGGCCAGUGGCAACACGAGGCAGUAUUCUCUACUUUGUGAUUGUUGAGAUGAGCAUGGUAAACAUUAUGUACCAGACAUCGUUGAAACAGUUCCUGGAGCUGUUUGACCUGUCUAUGGCCCGCUCGACAAAGUCACCUAUCACCAGCAAGCGUAUCAACAACAUCAUUGAAUACCUGACACUGUCAGUCUUCAAGUACACUUGCAGAGGUCUCUAUGAGGCUGACAAAUUCCUCUUCACUCUCCUCAUGACAUUGAAGAUAGAGAUGGCAGUGGGUAAAGUGAGACCUGAUGAGUUUGGUGUUUUCAUUAAAGGUGGUGCUGCAUUAGAUCUGAAUGCUGUUGAACCCAAACCAAAGAAAUGGAUCAUGGACAUGACUUGGUUAAAUCUUGUGAAACUUUCAGAGCUGCCUCAGUUUAGUCAGAUCCUACAACAAGUAGCUCGCAAUGACAAGGCUUGGAAAACCUGGUUUGAUGAAGAUGCUCCAGAAGAAGCAGUGAUUCCUGAUGGCUACAGCAAUAACUUGGAUAACUUUAAGAAACUGUUGCUAAUCAGGUCAUGGUGCCCUGACAGAACCAUUCCAAUGGCCAGAGUUUAUGUGGGGGAGGCUAUGGGUGCAGAGUUUGCUGAAGGUGUGAUUCUCAAUCUUGAGGCCAUGUGGGAAGAAUCCCAUCCCAGAGCACCUCUUAUCUGCUUUUUGUCUAUGGGUUCAGAUCCCACAGAGAAUAUUGAACGAUUGGCUAAACAAAAAGGAUUCAAAUGUGGUUCUAUCUCUAUGGGCCAAGGACAAGAUGUUCAUGCUAGACGUCUGCUGUCUGUAUCUAUGUCUGAAGGACGAUGGGUCUUAUUACAAAACUGUCACUUGGGUCUUGAUUUUAUGGAUGAAUUAUUAGAUACAGUACUGACCACUGAGAAUGUCAAUGACCAGUUCCGUCUGUGGCUGACCACUGAAGAACAUCCUAAAUUUCCCAUCAACUUGCUGCAGAGCUCCAUCAAAUUCACCAACGAGCCUCCCAUGGGAGUUAAGGCUGGCUUGAAGAGAACUUAUGCUGGUGUCACCCAGGAACAACUUGACUAUAGUAACCUCCCAGCUUGGAAACCUAUGCUCUAUGGUGUGGCGUUCCUGCACACAACUGUACAGGAGAGAAGAAAGUUUGGUCCCAUUGGCUGGAACAUUCCUUAUGAAUUCAACCAGGGAGACCUGAAUGCAACUGUACAAUUCAUUCAAAACCAUUUGGAUGAUCUUGAUCCAAAACGAGGAGUCAACUGGGUUACUGUAAGGUACAUGAUUGGUGAAGUCCAGUAUGGAGGUCGUGUCACUGAUGACUAUGACAAACGUCUGCUCAACACAUACACUCGGGUCUGGUUUAGUGAGACCAUGUUUACUGAUAAUUUUGCUUUUUACACAGGUUACAAGAUUCCAAAAUGUAAAAAUUUGGAAGAAUACAGAAACUACAUUGAGUCACUUCCCCUGGUAGACUCUCCUGAGUGUUUUGGUUUACAUCCUAAUGCUGAUAUAACCUAUCAGACCAACACAGCCAACAAGAUGUUGUCCACCAUUGUCAACAUUCAACCUAAAGAUGCAGGAAGUGGAGGCGGUGAGACACGUGAGACAGUGGUCUACAGACUUGCUGAUGAUAUGUUGGAGAAACUUCCUCAGGACUAUGUGGCUCAUGAGGUCAGAGAAAGACUGAAAAAAAUGGGUCAUCUUCAGCCCCUAAAUAUUUUCUUGCGCCAAGAGAUUGAUCGAAUGCAGAGGGUUAUUGGAUUGGUUCGCACCACAUUGAUGGAUCUCAAACUUGCCAUUGAUGGUACCAUCAUUAUGUCAGAAAAUCUAAGAGAUGCUUUGGAUAAUAUGUAUGAUGCCAGAGUUCCAAACAAUUGGAAGAAAGUUUCAUGGCAGUCUACUACUCUUGGUUUCUGGUUUACAGACCUACUGGACCGCAAUGCUCAGUUUUACUCCUGGCUUUUUGAAGGUCGACCUACUUCUUUUUGGAUGACUGGAUUCUUUAACCCACAGGGUUUCCUGACAGCAAUGAGACAAGAGAUUACACGAGCACAUAAAGGCUGGGCACUGGACACUGUGUUUUUAGAGAAUGAAGUGACCAAGAUGAUGAAAGAAGACAUCACGUCAGGGCCUUCAGAAGGUGUCUAUAUUUAUGGUUUGUAUCUGGAUGGAUCUGGUUGGGACAGACGUAAUGCUAAACUCAUUGAACCCACGCCCAAAGUCCUGUAUACUUUACUGCCUGUGGUGCAUGUAUUUGCAAAUAACCAAGAGAAGUCGCACAGCUCCAUGACCUAUGACUGCCCAGUUUACAAGAAACCCAAUCGCACAGAUCUGACCUACAUUUUCCCCUUGUCACUGAAGACCAGCAAGAGCCCUGAUUACUGGACUCUGCGUGGAGUAGCAUUGCUUUGUGACAUCAAAUAAUUGAUUCUAUCCUAUUUGACUAUGUCACAUUUGUAGCGUGUGAGCUUAUACAAAAUAUUUCCUCUUUUUUUUUUAUUUUGCAUCCAUUUAUUUUAUAAAGCUACUAAGAAAAAAUUUGGAUAGUAUAAAAAAAUCGUUAACAAAUCCCUAAGAGCAUAUCCUAUAAAAAUGUUCAUAUGAAGAAUUUUGACAUUUUCAUACUCUGGAAUAGAAAAGGAAAGAAUGUUAGAAAAUAUUUUGUUUGCUUUGUAAAAGUUUAGAAAUGUAAAGUUAUUGAUAAGUUAUUCUUACAAUUAGAAGUGUGCCAUUUAAAGAAAAUCUAUGUCUACUUUAUACUGUGAUUUGAACACCCCAAUUUUAUUGAUUUCUUUUAUACAAGUAUCUGUACAUUUACAAAAAUAUUUGUCUACUGUAAGCAAUUUUUAUUUAAUUGUAUUAUGGGUUGACUUGAUUGUUACUUUUCUUAAGUCACAACUUUGUGGGAAAUAAAACACUUUUUGUGUAAAUGUACACAUUAUGUUUCUGUUGAUCACCUUAUUUAUAGAGAUAUAUUCAAACUUGUGAUAACCAGAUAUUAAUUUUGCUUGUGUUCUAUUAUUUGUUCCAGUCUAAAAACAUUUACAUAAGACUUCAUAAGUUUGAUAUGAAGAUGAGUUUAUAAAUGUUUUCUUUAAUGUUUGUGUGCUAAAACAUUUCCAUGUGUGUAAUUGAGCCCUAAGAGUUUAUCAUGUGUUGUCUGUAAUAAAGACACAGAGCUGAUCAGUAUUAAACUAUUAUUCUAUUCACAUUC